AUGGCCAGUCACGCAGUUACAUUCACUUCAGUGCCAGCAAAGCUGGUAGAACUGCUGACUCCCGAUCUGCCCUAUUCUCUGCCUUUGCUGAGGCGGUUACAGUCUACAAGGUUCAACCAUGGAACCUCUCCUCAUGCGCGCAUUGUCUUUGUCUCCGAUACCGAAUUGUCUUCAGAAGAACAAUUUGAUCAAUAUCAGUCCAAGGCAUACACCGCGGCCUAUUUAGACUUUUCUAAGCCGGAAACUCAAAUGUACAUCUACUCAACCCUAGAACACCCGCGCAACAGAGACGACGCCAGUAACAGACACUUAUAUGAGCCGCAAUUGGUGGAAUUGGUGAAAGAAGUCAUCCGGUUGCGCAACGAAUACAAGCAAGAAUUGCUCUUCACAAACCCGGAUCGCAUCCUGAUAGGGUCCCUGCACUCGGACAUUCGUUCCAUCCUGGAGAAAUUCGAAGGCCGUGUCGAGCCUCGGCCAUCAGGCAUGUAUGAUAAGUGGCUCAUGAGGAGAGAAGAGCUGCCUCUCCUGGACGAAAAUCUCCCUCCUGGCAUGUAUUGGGAUAGCGCCAAUCUGGAUGAUUGCCAGCUAGUUGUGUCCCGGACUGACAUCCCCCGUACCGCUCAGACGCUUGUUAACCUGCCGAAUCUGAUGAUUAAACGACAAGAUAAGACACCAAUCGCGUGGGCACUGCUGGGAACUGAUGGAUCCCUAAUCAGUGUGCAUGUGGAAGAGCCUUAUAGACGGCAAGGCCUGGCGAAGAAGCUAGCCGUGAAGCUGUUGCGAGAAAAGGCUACACGCUUCGGAGACGAUGGCUGGCUCUGCGCCGAUGUCAGUCCCUCAAACGUGAGCUCCCGAGCCAUGUGCAAGUCUCUCAAUGGCAAGCCCGACUGGGUGACUUCAUGGAUCUGUCUAAUCCUGUCCGAGGCCGGGGAGGCCGCAAAGCCCUAG
Trichoderma breve is the source of this 948-nucleotide messenger RNA. Its product is annotated as FR47-like protein domain-containing protein. The record is from RefSeq and is a predicted model, not a curated record. Gene Ontology annotation, molecular function: acyltransferase activity, transferring groups other than amino-acyl groups. Bases 1 to 948 code for a protein of 315 amino acids. Lineage: Eukaryota; Fungi; Ascomycota; Sordariomycetes; Hypocreales; Hypocreaceae. The transcript has 4 exons.